This is a messenger RNA of Bombus huntii, 4742 nucleotides long. RefSeq names its product transcription factor Ken 2 (gene ken). The transcript is spliced from 6 exons. NCBI's taxonomy places the organism in Eukaryota, Metazoa, Arthropoda, Insecta, Hymenoptera, Apidae. Bases 1852 to 3342 code for a protein of 496 amino acids. Gene Ontology annotation, cellular component: nucleus. The record is from RefSeq and is a predicted model, not a curated record. Gene Ontology annotation, biological process: regulation of transcription by RNA polymerase II. Gene Ontology annotation, molecular function: protein binding; RNA polymerase II cis-regulatory region sequence-specific DNA binding; DNA-binding transcription factor activity.
GUUUCACGGGGUGUCAUAACCCUGCCCUCGGUUAGAAUUACGCAUUUUCGUUUCUAAAACACGGUGAAACACGUUGUCUGCUCGAUGAGGAACUAACGAGCCACGACGCUACAACCUCUACAGAUAUUUUCAACAGGAGCGAAUUUCAACCGAAACAUGCACCGGAUGUCAACCGCGAUGUCAACCGCGGUGUCAACCGAACCUAUAGAAAAAGUUUAUCCUUCUAAUUCCUUGUGUUUCCUUUUGUCCAUCGGUCGAAGAUUAUAAAACCACCAUUAAACGGAUAUCGUGUUCUUGUCAGAAAAGCCAUCAACGGCCGUGACGCGUUCGAUGCAAUUUCUUCUCUUGUUCGUGAUAUUUUGUGGUAACGCUGGAUCGUAUAGCCUCCCCGCAAACUUCUAUGGUGUUCCAAACGAAUGCUUUUCGAUGCUUGUGUGCGUACGUAUAAGAUGCAUGUACAUGAGAGAGGCCCGAUGAGACCGCGAAACACGGCCUAUUGAGGCUGGCGAAACGUAAUUGGGCCCACAAAAAAUGGAGCGGAAACGCCUGGACCCCAUUACAGGUCUCGUAACGAGUUCUCCGCGCGUUGCUCAAUCCGCGCUGGCUGGUUCGCGCGGUUUCAGCAGCCUCGCCUUAAUCCGAAUCGUCACGAUCUGUUCUCUUUGCGAUAAAUAACAAACAGCUCCAUUAUUUUUCGGAUUCGUACGGCGCUGUAACGACAAGCAAUUCCGUUCAACGGAUUCCGCGAUUUACGCUGUUAAAGCGUGAAAAUUGGACAACUUAUUUCGGUGAUUCGGUCUGCCGACAACGUAACGUUUCGCGUUUGCGGCAAAUAUUUUUCAUCUACAUGGACGCAUCGCUUUUUCUUUUUGUUAUUUAAUCGUCGAUACGAAAGCGAAACGCGCGAACCGAUAACGGCAGGUCAUUUUGACCAACGUACAUCGUUAUCGGGACAUCGUUGUCACGCAAUUCCUUACCUUUGUCAAAAAUAAGCCAGCAUCGAUGCAGCAGCCGCCCGUCAUAAACUCAACGAUCAUAUUUACCCUUUUUAUACUAUCGGUUUGUAUUUGACAGCGUCAUAUGUAUAAACAGUACUUCAUACAUGGAUAUCCUUCGAUAGCUUUUUCACAUUUAUAUCUAAAAUCUUUACCUUGCAUAGCGUUGCUAUCGGACAAUUUUUAAUGAAAAAUGCAAACGGUAAAAGAAGUCGUUGUCGAAUACGGAAAAUCUCGCGAACAAUAUCGUACCGUUUAAGCAAUUCAUUUCUCGAUACUAAGGAUAAAGAAUUAAUUUCAGACUUUUGCUCGUUCGACGAGAAAGGAUCGUUCUUUCGGCAAGAAGAAAGACAGAAAAUUUCAUCGCGGAUAAAUCGCAAAUUCGUUUCGCGUACGUGUUCCAACAAUUUCAAUGGUGUUUGUAUUGAACGAUACAUUGUCACCGAGAAUAGACCGAUAAUCGAGGAUUAUCGUCGGAAACGAUAAAUAUCCUAACCAAGUCCGUGUGCUACGUGUAAACAGUUAGGUUCGAACAGUCAAUUGCAUCGGUCGAUCGCGUAGAAUGAUAAUUGUCUGUACGGGACCUAGACCAACAUAAAUCUGAACCAAGUUUUAAGCACGUCGAACCGCGUGAAAUAAGAUUCUCGGCAUCGACCAGCGUUUUCUCCGAUCAAGGCCUCGGUUUUUCAUACGAGAGCUGAAUCUUUUUCACCGGCCGAUGCUGGUGCGAGCUUCCCUCUCCUGGCCCCGCUGUCUCGCGCUUUAAUUUCCAGCCUCGACAUUUGCGUAACCCAGUUUCGCCAUUGUUCGAUUCAAUGGUAGAUCGUAACGUCCGCCAUCCGGAUAGAAGAUUAUAAUGCUCGCGUGUGUGUGGCACUGCGCAUCGUUACAUCGACAUAGUACGAUGUAUACUGACGGUCUCCUGACGCUCCAUUAUGGGAAGCAUCCAGCGACCUUGGCCGCGGAGGUUGGAGCCUGGUACACCGGGGACCGUCACGUGGACGUGACGUUAGCUUGCGACGAUGGAUCCGUCGUCAAGGCCCAUCGAGUGGUUUUGGCUGCAGCUAGUCCCCUUUUGGCUAGUCUCCUUCGUAACCCUGCGUUGGACCAUGUGGUUCACUUAUCCGGGGUCCGAAAAACCCAGCUGACUCAUUUAUUGGAAUUUCUCUAUAACGGAGAAGCUCUCAUUCCAUCGACGGAACUCACGCCGCUAAGGGAAUUGUUCGAGCUUCUUCAAAUUAAGUCGGAGCUGUUCGAGCCGAAUCAACCUCAAACCUCUAGUAACUCCGACCCCGAAAGGAUACCCACCCCUCAGCCCUCCGAGGGCCAGGAGAGUUCCAGCUACGAAUCGCAGUACGACGGCAGGCAGUCGAACAAUCCGGCGGACUGUUGCUCGGUACUCAUAAAAACCGAGGGAUGCGAGGAGGAACCAGAAGUAGACGUGGAAGGCGUGGAGGGUGAAACUCUCCUCACGGAGAAUAGAGAAAGCAGUAUAGAACCGCCUCGGCGGAGGGAUAGUUCGGAUCCCGUAAACCUAAGCUUAAAUUCUGGAACUUCCACUACUAGCGAAAGUUCGCACGAUAUUGUACCUAGGCCAGAAAAGCAGUUACUGGAGAGGCGAGAAUCUCUAGAGGAGGCGGAAGAGAGAAGGAGGCAAUUAGCGGCUCGGCUCGCGUUAGGCUUAGAACCGGGAAAGCGAAAACCCGAAGAAAUACCUAUCCCACCUGCGGAGGCGUAUAUCGUCACGCCUCAUCGAAAACGAAGGCCAGGUUUUCACAACGCACCCGCUCAGAAUCCAGCCUUUGUACCGUUCAAUCCUGGAUUCGAGACGCCGAGGCGGUUGCAAGCGCCACAUCCCCUUAGCGUCUCGGCACCCCCGUACCUGCAGGACAGAUCAGUGACACCACCAGGAGCGUCGCAUAGACCACCAAGCGCGGAUCCAGCAUCGGCGGCAGGCUUGGAACCACCUUGGGGUUCUUGGGCUUUGCCAGCAGCAAGAGCGCCUCCACCUCCGCCGACGGACGACCCGCCAAAGUCUACUCCCGUUCGCGAAUAUCGGUGCAGUUAUUGUGGCAAACAGUUCGGAAUGUCUUGGAACUUGAAAACGCAUUUGAGAGUGCAUACGGGUGAAAAACCUUUCGCGUGUAGACUUUGCGUUGCUAUGUUUAAGCAGAAAGCUCACCUGUUGAAGCAUCUCUGUUCCGUUCACAGAGGCGUCAUAGCCGCCCCUGACAAUACCUUUACUUGUUGCUUCUGUUCGUUAAGUUUCGAUAGUCUACAAGAGUUGAUCAGGCAUCUGUCAGGGCCGCAUAAUAAUUUGCUACUCAGCAAAAAUCUACACGACUAGCGACAUGGAUAAGGCGAACCGGUGCUGAAUCGUCAUCUCGAACGCAUCUCGAUCGAAUAUUGCAUUUCUCGCAAAUCGAUUCGAGCAUGCUUGGAUCGUGUUCAGAUGAGAAAGUGCGAGUGCCUUUAAAUUUUCUCAGUAUUCGAACUAUAGAUUCAGCAUUUUUUUUCUUUUAUCCUUUAGUUUUCCCUGUCUCCAUUGCUUCCGAUUGCUGGCGAAAACUUUUUGGUUUGAAUAUCGAUCUCGAGAUGAUAAGACCAUCGUGCACAGUGUAAAAAAGUAGUUUUUCUAACUUUUUUCCGGACGAAUAUCUUUCUCGAAAGAUAUUUUAAAAUGUAAAAUAGCAUAGCAUCGCGUAGCGGCAUCACACUCUCGUGCGAUUAAAUUUUCUUUCUUCGCGAAGAUGAGAAACGUUGAACGAUUGUUACCUUUAAACGGACGAACGAAAGUGGGAACGUGUUGUUAUUUUAUAAAGUUUCGCGGCAAGUUUCACGGUUCUGCGUGGAAUUCGCACAAGAUCUUCGUGAAUCUCUUUUCCUUUUCUGUUCGAAAGUAAAAUAUCUCGCAGCACCGGAUCAGCCUUCCACUAAGACGUUACGUCGUUUUCGUGACUCUCUCUAAAUCGAAGAUAUUCGAAGACGACGCAACAAUCGACUACCUGUUUAUUGUUAUAAGCGAUGACCAGUAACUCUGACCAAAUAACGUAUUUCCGACAGUGGACGUUGUUCGGAAGUGUGUCGGAUAUGUUGACGGUCUGUAUCGGGUAACGUUAAGAAAGUCGAAACGAGAACAUAUGAUAAAAGAAAAGAAAGAAUAAAGCAAAAGAUAGAAAAUAUAAUAUAAACGAAGAGGCGAGAGUCAAUUAUCGUUGUCACGCGCCGAAUUUCGACCAGUUCACUAAAGUGAAUGCGGCACGCGUCUUCUCGUUGCGUCUUACUUAUUGAAAAAGCUUUUAAACGCUUCCGUUCGCGUCACGUGACAUCCAGCGAAACCUCUCGUUUACCUCAGAUCGCGCGCAAACAAUCUCAUGUGUAAAUAAGGUUAAUGUUUAGUCGUAGAAACAAGCGAACGGAUAUAACAAUUUAUUUAUUUUACACUUUGCAAAGGGACCAACUGAUUUUCCACCGAUUUCUGUCUUAGGUAGAUUUUAGGUAUCCUGCCCGUUAAUCACCUCGAACAAAUUUGCUCGCAGAGAGCUGUGUACGGUUUCGGAAUUAGCGUAUGGAAGGAUUCGAUUAGAAGGUCAGGGAUGUAGAAGAAGAAGAAGAAGAUAUCGGCGUUCUCCUUAUCCUACGAAGAGGAACAUUAUCGGCGAGACGCGAUCCUGGAAGAAGCGACAAUAAUUUUUUCAAAACGGUUCAACCUGUUCGCCAACUGUUAGAAUAAACGUUGCUAAUGUU